AUGAACCAAUCAACUGAUAAAGGUAAAACAUACUUACUAUUAACUCAUUGCUUGAAUCCAGCUGAGUGUCCCAACUUAACUUAUUGUUGAAAUAAAUCUACAUAACUUAUUACAUGGAGACCAGACACAGAGAGGUAAUGGCUGAUUAUUUUUUUUUGACGUUAUGUGGUCACGUAAAGUGAUAUCAUACUGCUCAUGUGGGCAGUAAACUUAAUUUUCUACAAGAGAAAUACAGGUAGUACUGCGUUCCGGUUACAUAAGCUUACUUGGUUGUUUUUUUAAACUCAUUUUUAGUUUUAUUUUGUUACGUAUUAUUGACAUCUGAUGUGUAGGCCAAAUGGCAGCACCCGUCAUUUUGUCUCUGGUCUUUUAACUUAAAUUAUAUCAAAGUCUUGCGACACAUGGGUCACACUCGUAUGCUUAAUAAUCUCUUAUAUAUAUAUAUAUAUAUAUAUAUUUCAUUUGGUAUGUCCCGCUUCCUUUACAAAACAUGCCCUCUACCUACUCAACAUGUGUGAUUGACAGUUGUGAGUGAGCAAAAAAAUCGCGCCACGCAGCGAGUGUUGGGCGUGGCGUUUGACAUCAAGUGGAAUAUUUGAAUUUGUUUCUUCCUAUUAUAUUAGUAAAGAGCCACGGGUAUGGCGUAGGACGGUCUGUCGGACUGCCUGUAGGACUGUCCGUGGGGCUGUCUGUAGCACUUUUGUUCAGAGGCUGGCAGGAAGGGUGUAGGACGUUCUGUAGCACUGUCUGCAGGACUGUUUGUGGGACUGUCUGUAGGACUGUCCGUGGGGCUGUCUGUAGCACUUUUGUUCAAAGGCUGGCAGGAAGGCUGUAGGACGGUCUGUAGCACUGUCUAUAGACUGUUUGUGGGACUGUCUGUAGAACUGUCUGUGGGGCUGUCUGUAGGACUAUUGUUUAAGGGCCGGAGGGUAGGAUGUAGGGCUUUAUGUUGGUCUAUUGUUUAAAAUUCGGCAUGUAGGGUGUAGGACUGUCCGUCGGACUGGCUGUAGGGCUAUUGUUUAAAAUUUGGCAUGUAGGGUGUGGGACUGUCCGUCGGACUGGCUAUAGGGCUAUUGUUUAAAAUUCGGCAUGUUAGGGUGUAGGACUAUCCGUCGGACUGGCUGUAGGGCUAUUGUUUAAAAUUCGGCAUGUAGGGUGUAGGACUAUCCGUCGGACUGGCUGUAGGGCUAUUGUUUAAAAUUCGGCAUGUAGGGUGUAGGACUAUCCGUCGGACUGGCUGUAGGGCUAUUGUUUAAAAUUCGGCAUGUAGGGUGUAGGACUGUCCGUUGGACUGGCUGUAGGGCUAUUGUUUAAAAUUCGGCAUGUAGGGUGUAGGACUGUCCGUUGGACUGGCUGUAGGGCUAUUGUUUAAAAUCCGGCAUGUAUGGUGUAGGACUGUCCGUCGGACUGGCUGUAGGGCUAUUGUUUAAAGAGAAUAGAGAUAUACUUUUUUUGUUUGUUGUAACUCUCGGGCACAACGGGUAUUUUCUAAAAAUAUCCGGACCCCGUGUAAAGCAACUGCACCAAGUUAAGCCCUAGUAAAGCAAUAUUGCAUGUCAAACUGAAUCUUUUUAUUUUCAUGAUGCUCCAGUUUUAAAUUAAUGACUAAGGGCUUCUUGUAAGUUGUCUGUAAAUUUUUAUAUAAAAUUGUUUUUCCACAUAAUGAAUAAAUGUACAUGCACAUGCGAAAUACCUUUUAUGAUGGACUUCUGUACACCACAUCUAUAGUCAGCGUGCAACUUCUAGAGAGCACCAUAAACGAUAUAUUAUAUAAGGUAGUCUUCUACUACUUAAGUAGUGAUAUAGGACAAGUCUAUGAAGUCAUGUUGAAAAGUAAAUUCAGUCAUGAGCAACUUUGCCUUUGGGUCACAAGCUCAUUAAUUUACAUUCCCUUUAAGUAACAUUGGAUAUCUUUAAAUCAUAUUGUCUUUCAUUCAAAUCGUCUUUAAGUCACAGUCCAUUGUAAGAUAUGACGAAAGGAAUUUUUAUUCAAUCAAAAAUCUAUCAUCCACAGGUUUGCUGUAACCCAUGUAAAGUCUUUGUUAAUGCCAAUUGUCUUGUGUUGGCAUCCGGGAUGUUUUGAUUGAAAGGCACGAUAAAAGACAUUUCGAAAGACACAUUGAAAGAUAGAUUUAAAAAUGUACAGCUUAGAAUACGAUCCGUAUGCUUUGAACAAAGCCAUGAAAGCACUAAACAUCAUCUUCAUCAUCCUCAUACUGCUGGCCAACGGUUUGCUCAUAUUCAAGAAUGUCCGUAAAGGUGACUUCAUGUACAAGCCAAAAACACUGACAAUUUUAUCGCUGGCCAUUGGAGAUGUUCUUCUGGCUCUGUUUCCGGUGGUUGUGCAAACAAAUAUGCUGUUUAAUAUUUACGCCGGCCGCCAAUGCACGGUAAUCAUGCCAGCCGAUGUGUACAUGUACUACCUCAUCACCUUCGUCUAUGGAUGCGGUCUCGUGGUACUAGGAUGGGAGAUACUGAGCCGCCAGAAGAACCCGGGACUUAGGAGUAUGUCGCAAGCCCUCAUCGCAUCUAGUGUCCCUUGGUUUUUGGGGAUGAUCAUCAUUCUGCCACUUGGUUUCGCGAACGUUGACUGGGUUACUUGUGUGGGUCCGUCGUUGGCUCAGGUCAGGGCCACGUAUAUAAUAGCUGUCCUCUUGCCGGCCAUUGGCACUGUAGUAAGUUCCGGUUUUGUCAAGUCUGGAGUGUUAUCCCGAGUGCUUCACACACAGACCGGAAGUAACAGCUCUCCACCCAAUCAGUUUUCUAAUCCACAAAUCAACGCCCCUCCGGCAUAUUCUGCGCACGGAUCGUAUCCCAACUAUCAACCACAACACGGAUACACUCUACCACCUCCACUGGUUCUGCAAACUCAGCCAGGCUAUGCAAAUGUAGGCUACCAGCAGGAUCGUUUCGGUAAUUAUCCGACCCCUACGAUGGCCCCCGUUGUGGCCCUGUCCAACGCAAACCUGGAGAAGACACGAUUACUGGUCAUCUCUGUAGUGUUCCUUCUGCUGGUCACGCCGUACGCCAUUUACGUACUUGCUUGUGUGAUAAACGACGAUGACUUGGACCGUCUAGGAAAGUUGGUCUACAUCGUCCUGGGCAAUUUGUUUUUCUACCUGAUGUUGUUACGCCCAGUCGUUACGCCCCUGCUCAUGUUGGGCUACUCUGACAUGUAAACUCACAUUAUUCAACGGUGACGUGUUUGUUUUUGCAAAAUGUCAAUAUGGUGGAAUUCAAAGUUUGCCUUACUUCCGAUUGUCGUAAUACCCAGAAAUAAUUUAUUGUCUACCUCGUAAUCUCACGAUGAUCCAGUGUCACGUUUGCUGUAUUUUUAAAAUGCUAGAAUGCCAUGUUUCUACUUUUCACAACUUCACAAUGCCCGAUUGUUGAGAGACUUACAAGGACAGACACCAAGUUACAUUGCCGUUCUUUGGCUCAAUUAACAACUCCCCAGAAAAUACAAUUGGUAGAACUUCUCCAUUCUAAAUAUUUCUCUCCAUUAAGAGGCCACACAUUUCGUCCAUGUGAUUGUAUUUUAGGAAUAACCCCCCUACAAAGUUAAGGAAGUUAGAAUGAAUGUCAACACCGAAAAAUUACGCUGAGGCGUAAAGUCAUGAACAAAUAUCAAAAUGUACCCGGAAGUGUUGAGUGUGUUCGACUCUACGACCAUGUCCAAAGUGACCUCAAGGUGUAGGGAGUUUUCGAUAUGGCGAUGCUCAAACUAAGCCCCAGUUCAGUAACAUUCUGGUAUGGGAUGGGAACAUGGCCAUGGUUUAACAUUGUUUCGUCAGUGUUAGAGGACACAGCUGCACCUGACUCUUCAGACCAAGAAAAUGAUGUUAUCCUCUUAACGGUGACUUUAAAGCUUAACGUAUGUUUUCUCCAGACCAUUUCUGGCCAUACCCCAACGCC
This is a messenger RNA of Lymnaea stagnalis (great pond snail), 3915 nucleotides long. Lineage: Eukaryota; Metazoa; Mollusca; Gastropoda; Lymnaeidae. The record is from the annotation of a GenBank genome assembly.